AUGGAAAAUUACUUCUAUGACUUUAACGAACUCUCAGGGAAGUUGCAUAUUUGGAAUAAAAAGACUAAUGAUAUGGGACAAAAAAUCUGUUUCAGAGAUAGUGUCAAAUGGAUUAGAGUUGAUGAGUUCGGCAGCUACUUUUAUAAAGAAAAUCUGGAUGAAUAUUCACCUUUUCAUAAAGUAAAUCUAUUUAAAAAAGGAAGUAGGGUGAUACGUAAGGAGGACAAUAUUACACUACGCAGAAUCACAGAGAAAAAAGGUGGACUUACUGCAGAAAAGUUGAGUAACUUGCGUGAACAGUUAAAGUUUGUCAAGAACGAGUAUAAAUGGUUCUAUGAAAAAUUUUUUGAAGAAAACGAAGAGAAUCCCAAGAAAAAAAGAAAAGCAAUUGGUUCAUUUUGA
Messenger RNA from Acanthoscelides obtectus, 402 nucleotides. The record is from the annotation of a GenBank genome assembly. NCBI's taxonomy places the organism in Eukaryota, Metazoa, Arthropoda, Insecta, Coleoptera, Chrysomelidae.